GAGAGAAAAGCUAUAACCUAUUAACCUGCAAGGAAACCCAUUUAGGCUCUCUCUCUCUCUCUCUCUCUCUCUCUCUCUCUCUCACAAAUUCCAUAUUCCUCUUGAUCCCUCAAAAGACAACAAAUCAAUAACGACAAAUAUUCACAUCUUCAGUGGCAUAGUUGCUAACGCAGCCAUGGGAGGUCCUUCAAAAGAGAGCGUUUAAUGCAUCAAUGAUACAAAACCCUAGGCAAAACUAGAAACCCACCGUAAUAGCUCAGGAACCGAGCUCUGAUAGAUACAGAAACAAGAGAAACAAGGAGAUUAUCAUGGGGCUUUUCCUGGGUUUUUGAUGAAUUUGAAAACCCAGCUGGGGUUUUGGAUUAUGCUUGUGCAUCGGCUCUUUUGAAGUUCUGAUAGGAGAGGGUUUUAUUGACUGUUUGUGCAGCUUCUGGUACUGUUCUUUCCUCUUUUUGUGCUUUCUCUCCGUUUGAUUUUCAUCUCAUACUCUACAAAAACUUAGUGCCCAUUUGAGUUUGUCCUCUGAGGUUUGAUUAUUUUUCAUUAAUAUUUGUGUUGCUUUGACGGGUACGUGACUGUCCUUCCAUUUUCGUCAAGAACUCAACACUUCAUUCUGACCGUUCUCUGUUUGCGAUUGAUUUUCUGCAUAUAUAAUAAACAGUACUUUGAAUUCUCCUUCCUUUAUGGGUUGAUUCUUUGCUAUUAAGAGAACAGAUUGAUCUGGAAAUUUUUCUUCCGACCGUAAGAAAAUUAAUCCAUCCAAGCUAAACACGUCUUGUUUAUCUUCAUUUUCAAUCUUUGAAUUCAUUCUAGACGUAGUUGGCAAUUCUUGGGCUCUGCCUUUCUUCCGAACAGAGGAACCUCUGUGGUGGUGAAUGGCAGAAAUGGCUCAAGAUGAAGGAUCAUCAUCUGUAACUUCAUCACCCCUUCAGUUCUUCUCCUUGAUGUCUCUCUCCCCCAGCUUAGGUUCACCUUACCCAUGGCUCAGAGAGCUAAAAUCCGAGGAGCGUGGAUUGUAUCUGAUCCAUCUGUUGCUGUCCUGUGCCAACCAUGUCGCUUCCGGUAACCUCGAGAAUGCGAAUAUCGCACUCGAGCAAAUCUCACACCUUGCCUCACCUGAUGGCGACACUAUGCAGCGCAUUGCUGCCUACUUCACCGAGGCCCUCGCCGAUCGGAUUCUCAAGGCCUGGCCUGGCCUGCACAAAGCUCUCAAUUCCACAAGAAUAUCUUCGAUCUCAGACAGAAUUAUCGUUCGAAGAUUGUUCUUUGAGCUCUGUCCCUUCUUGAAGGUUUCCUAUUUGAUCACCAACCAAGCCAUCAUUGAAGCUAUGGAAGGGGAGAAGAUGGUUCACAUCAUUGAUCUCAACUCUGUGGAGCCUGCGCAGUGGAUUGCACUCCUUCAGGUCUUGAGUGCACGACCGGAAGGCCCUCCCCAUUUGAGAAUUACAGGCAUUCAUGAACAGAAGGAGGUAUUAGAACAAACAGCUCUUCGUUUGACUGAAGAAGCUGAGAAAUUGGACAUCCCAUUUCAAUUCAAUCCCGUAGUUAGCAAAUUAGAGAAUCUCGAUGUUGAAAGCUUGCGUGUUAAGACCGGAGAGGCAUUGGCAAUCAGCUCUGUCCUCCAACUGCAUUCCCUCUUGGGAUCCGACGAUGAAAUCCUCAGGAAGAAAUCCCCAGCUGCUUACAAGAAUUCAAAUUCAGUUCACCUGCAGAGGGUCCUGCAGAUGAACCAGAGCGGGGUGGGGGAAUUGCUUGAUAAAGAUUUGACGAAUGGGUACAGCCCAAGUCCUGAUUCAGGGUCAUCAUCCCCAUUAUCUGUGACUCCUUCGGCAAAGAUAGAGGGCUUCCUCACUGCCCUCUGUGGUCUAUCACCAAAGGUAAUGGUAGUUACCGAGCAAGAAUCGAACCAUAAUGGAUCAACCUUGAUGGAGAGACACUUGGAAGCACUAUAUUAUUAUGCAUCGCUCUUUGAUUGCUUGGAAUCAACAUUAUCGAGGGCUUCAAUGGAGCGAAUGAAAUUAGAGAAGAUGCUCUUUGGGGAAGAAAUUAAGAAUAUUAUUGCAUGCGAGGGAUCUGAGAGGAAGGAAAGGCAUGAGAAGCUUGAUAAGUGGAUUCAGAGGCUGGGUUUCGCAGGGUUUGGGAGGGUUCCUUUGAGCUACUAUGCUCUGUUGCAAGCAAAAAGACUGCUGCAAACCUAUGGUUGCGAUGGAUAUAAGAUCAAAGAAGAGAACGGCUGUUUGGUAAUUUGCUGGCAAGAUCGGGCCCUGUUUGCAGUUUCAGCUUGGAAGUGCAGCAGGUUCGAUUGAUCAUUUUUCAUAUGUGAGCUUUUCUUUUCUUCUGUGUACAAAGGAUUUCAGGUUUGUUCUUUUUUUUGUUUUUGUUUCUUUUUUUUUUUUUUUUUUUUCUCAAUCUACAAAUACAUUUUAGUCUCUGGAAGGGUUUGAAGGUAUUCUUCACCCUCUGCUUUACAUUUUGUUUAUUUAUUUAUUGACCUUUUCUUCUAUGGCUUCCUUCUACACUCAUUCGGAGCCUUGGUGUGCUUGUUUUAAUACAAAAUUGCCAUUGUUUUGAA
Molecule: messenger RNA, 2572 nt
Organism: Macadamia integrifolia
Lineage: Eukaryota; Viridiplantae; Streptophyta; Magnoliopsida; Proteales; Proteaceae
Product: scarecrow-like protein 3
Exons: 1
Coding region: 876-2306 (476 amino acids)
Biological process (GO): regulation of DNA-templated transcription
Cellular component (GO): nucleus
Molecular function (GO): DNA-binding transcription factor activity; sequence-specific DNA binding
Source: RefSeq, a predicted model, not a curated record